AUGGCGUCUGCAGCGGCCGUCUCCAUGGUCUCCGCCGCCGCCGUGGCCCCGAGGGCGGCGCCGGUGGGCCUCGCUGCCCUCCGGCCUGGGAAGCUCCCCGCCGCCGCCAGAACCGUCGGCAGUGGCCGCCUGCAGGUGAGGGCCUCGAUGAAGGAGAAGGCCGUGACGGGGCUGACGGCGGCGGCGCUGGCGGCGGCGCUAGUGGUUCCGGAGAUCGCGGAGGCGGCGCAGCCAGGGCUGUCCCCGUCGCUGAAGAACUUCAUCCUCAGCAUCGUCUCCGGCGGCGUCGUCCUGGGCGUGAUUUUGGGAGCUGUCAUCGCCGUCUCCAACUUCGACCCCGUCAAGCGGACCUGA
Messenger RNA from Spirodela intermedia, 354 nucleotides. Lineage: Eukaryota; Viridiplantae; Streptophyta; Magnoliopsida; Alismatales; Araceae. The record is from the annotation of a GenBank genome assembly.